Molecule: messenger RNA, 1080 nt
Organism: Ipomoea nil (Japanese morning glory)
Lineage: Eukaryota; Viridiplantae; Streptophyta; Magnoliopsida; Solanales; Convolvulaceae
Exons: 3
Coding region: 1-1080 (359 amino acids)
Source: RefSeq, a predicted model, not a curated record
AUGCAGCAAGAACAAGUAUUUUGUGUAGAAAAUGGAGAUACAUAUGGGCUACUUGAUCCCAAGGAUAUAGUCACUGUCACCAAAAAUGAUUUUGUUGGAAUAGGCAAUCGAAUUCUCUUUCAGCAUAUUGGACCCAUUCUAACUUUUGAUGUCAACCUUUCAGAUGUACAAGUGUCACAGUACCCAAACAUUGAUCCAUGGAUACUAUACUUGUCAAGCCAUGGAUUGAGGGAACUCACAGUGAGGAAUUCCAGUAGUCAUUUCUAUAAACUUCCCUCUUAUAUAUUCUUGUGUCAACAACUUACGUAUCUGAAUCUCACUAACUGUAUCUUCAAACAACCAUGUGGUACUAUAAGAAGCUUUCAAAACCUUAAGGAGCUUUUUUUGUAUCAAGUUGCUUUCAAGCCAGAGGUUUCUGCUUCUAUCUUUGCUGCAUCAAAGCUUGAAUGUUUGAACGUAGAAAUGUGCAGUGGUAUGGAUCACUUGAACUUUGAUUGCUGUUCACCAUCACUUUCCUCCUUGGUACUUUACAAGAAUCACGGGGUUAAACUGAGUUGUUUUAUGAACUGCAAAAGUAUUCAAUGUGCAUACCUUGUAUUGCCAAUGGAAGUUAUAUCUUUUAGUCCUGGUGAGAGGAUCAAUUUAGCAAGCUUUUUUGAACAUUGGCCUAUAAUUUCAAGCCUUUCUCUGGAUGGAUACCUUCUCGAGCUUUUGGCUGCAGGCUCUAUUAUGAGUGCACUUCCACUUAAAAUCAACUACCUGAGGGAUCUUACACUAUUUCAAGUUGAAUUUACCGAAUUGGUUCCAACAGCGACUGCUGACAACAACCUCGUUUUACAGUAUUUGCAAGAACGUAGCUGCAUGAGCGAGGAGAUUAACAGUUUGCGGUUUUUGAAGAUAAAAUUUUUCCAGGGGUCAAGAGCUGAAAUGCUAUUUGUAAAGAUAAUACUUGCGUGCUGCCCGGCCUUAGAAAGGGUUAGUUUUGAGGAUAAGGAAGUAGAGGCAUCGGAGGUCUCUAAUAUCUUGAAAGAGUUAGUGGUAUUCCCUCGAGCUUCAAGGAAAGCACAAAUCAUAUUCUGA